AUGGCUGUUGAAAAACUACAAGGUGACUACACUGCUCAGUACUUGCUUCUAAGAGAUUAUGCUCAAGAGUUGCUCAGAACAAACCCUGGUUCAACAGUGAAGCUUGAGGUUGAAAGUGAGCCCAAUUCAAAUAGUGAAACAAGGCAAUUUAAAAGGAUCUACAUAUGCUUUGGAGGAGUGAAACAAGGAUUUAAACAAGGUGGUAGGGAGAUUUUGGUUUUGGAUGGCUGCUUUAUGAAGGGACCUUAUCCACGGCAGAUCCUAACAGCUAUUGGUGUGGAUGCCAAUAAUGGAAUCUAUCCUGUAGCAUAUGCAGUAGUUGAAUCAGAAAAUACAAAUUCAUGGCUUUGGUUCCUUGAAUAUUUGGGUGAUGAUCUUGAUAUUCAUGCUAAUUCCAACUUCACCUUUAUUAGUGAUAGACAUAAGGGUCUGAUACCUGCAAUCAAUAGGCUGUUUCCUGUAGUAGAGCAUAGGUAUUGUCUUCGUCAUAUUCAUGAAAACAUGAAGUCCCAAUGGAGAGGGGACCUUUACAAAGACAUGUUAUGGAAGUGUGCAAGUGCUACAACAGUACCCUUCUUCAAUAAGUACAUGGAUGAGAUCAAAGAGAAGGAUGUGGGAUUAUACAACUGGCUGCAGCAAAUCCCACCAAAGCAUUGGACCAAAUCCUAUUUCAGUGGGAGGGCUAAAUGUGAUGUUCUACUUAACAACUUGUGUGAGUGUUUCAAUAAACAACUUGUGAGAGGCAGAGACAAGCCCAUUAUUACUUGUUUGGAAUACAUCCGAGAGUACAUGAUGAGGAGAAUAGGUGUGGUCAGCAGGAUGUUGGACAAAUGUGAUGGUCCUUUGACCCCAGGUGCCACUAUCACCUUGAACCAAAUCAAGCAAGAUGCAUCUCAGUUAAAUGUUGUGUACGCUGGCCAGAACAAGUAUGAAGUCAGUGGUGAGGGUCAUAAUCAGUGUGUACUGGACAUGAACACAAAGUCAUGCACUUGUAGGAAGUGGGAACUUACAGGCAUGCCAUGCAAGCAUGCAGUGGCUGUAAAUUGGGAUAUGGUUAGGUAUGGUAUGGAAGUUGAUAUUCCGAAAGCAUGGGUGGAUGAGGUUUAUUGGUUAGAUAACUGGAAAAAGGUCUACUAG
Messenger RNA from Helianthus annuus (common sunflower), 1137 nucleotides. RefSeq lists its product as uncharacterized. Bases 1 to 1137 code for a protein of 378 amino acids. NCBI's taxonomy places the organism in Eukaryota, Viridiplantae, Streptophyta, Magnoliopsida, Asterales, Asteraceae. Gene Ontology annotation, molecular function: zinc ion binding. The record is from RefSeq and is a predicted model, not a curated record. The transcript has 3 exons.